CUUCCGGCUGAGGGAGGAGCGGCCUGAGGCGGGGGGCGCGGCGGCGGCGGCGGGGCCGGGCGGCCGGGCCGCGGAGAUGCUGUGCACGGCGGCGGUGAUGGCGGGGAGCCUGGCGCUCACCACGGCCGUGGUGGCGCACGCCUACUACCUCAAGCACCAGUUCUACCCCACCGUGGUUUAUCUCACCAAAUCCAGCCCCAGCAUGGCCGUUCUCUACAUCCAGGCCUUCGUGCUGGUUUUCCUGCUGGGCAAAUUCAUGGGCAAGGUUUUCUUCGGGCAGCUGCGGGCGGCGGAGAUGGAGCACCUCCUGGAGCGCUCGUGGUACGCGGUGACGGAGACCUGCCUGGCCUUCACCGUCUUCAGGGACGACUUCAGCCCCCGCUUCGUCGCCCUCUUCACCCUCCUCCUCUUCCUCAAGUGCUUCCACUGGCUGGCCGAGGACCGGGUGGACUUCAUGGAGCGGAGCCCCAACAUCUCCUGGCUCUUCCACUUCCGUAUCGUGUCCCUCAUGUUCCUGCUGGGGAUCCUGGAUUUCCUCUUCGUCAGCCACGCGUACCACAGCAUCCUCACGCGGGGAGCCUCCGUCCAGCUGGUUUUCGGCUUCGAGUACGCCAUCCUCAUGACCAUGGUCCUCACCAUCUUCAUCAAGUACGUCCUGCACUCCAUCGACCUGCAGAACGAGAACCCCUGGGACAGCAAAGCCGUCUACAUGCUGUACACGGAGCUCUUCACGGGUUUCAUCAAAGUCCUCCUCUACAUGGCCUUCAUGACCAUCAUGAUCAAAGUGCACACCUUCCCCCUCUUCGCCAUCCGCCCCAUGUACCUGGCCAUGAGGCAGUUCAAGAAAGCCGUGACCGACGCCAUCAUGUCCCGCCGCGCCAUCCGCAACAUGAACACGCUCUACCCCGACGCCACCCCGGAGGAGCUGCAGGCCGUGGACAACGUCUGCAUCAUCUGCCGCGAGGAGAUGGUGACGGGCGCCAAGCGCCUGCCCUGCAACCACAUCUUCCACACCAGCUGCCUGCGGUCGUGGUUCCAGCGGCAGCAGACGUGCCCCACGUGCCGCAUGGACGUGCUCCGCGCCUCCCUCCCCGCGCAGCCCCCCCCGGAGCCCCCCGAGCAGCCGCAGCCCCCGCCGCAGACCCCGCCGGCGCCGCAGCCCCCGAACUUCCCGCAGGGGAUGCUGCCGCCCUUUCCCCCGGGCAUGUUCCCCUUCUGGCCCCCCGUGGGGCCCUUCCCUCCCGCCCCCAACGGCUCCGAAAACCCGGCUCCGAGCCCCGCUGCCGCUUCAGCUCCCAGGGCCGCCGACGCCUCCGCCCUUCCCCUCCCGCCCCCGUGGCUGGCGAUGCCGUGGCCUCCGCUUUUCGGGUUCCCCCCGAUGCCGGUGCCCCCCGCGGGCUUCGCGGGGCUGACGGCGGAGGAGCUGCGGGCGCUGGAGGGCCACGAGCGGCAGCACGUGGAGGCGCGGCUGCGGUGCCUGCGGGACAUCCACACGCUGCUGGACGCCGCCAUGCUGCAGAUCAACCAGUACCUGAGCGUGCUGGCGGCGCUGGGGCCCCCCCGGCCCCCCACCGCUGCCCCCCAACCCCCCACCACCACGGAGCCCGGUGCCCCCUCGCCCCCCGCCGAGCCCAGCUCCUCCGAUCCCCCGGGCCCCUCAGGCGCCGAAGGCUUCACCCCCCGCCCCGAGGAGGAGGAAGAGGAGGACGAGGAGGAGGAGGCCGAAGGCUCACCCGUGCCCGGCGAACCCGACACGGCCGAGCUGCGCCGCCGCCGCCUGCGGAAACUGGGGGACCCCGAGCCCCCCGCGGACGAGGCCGCCCCCGGUUACCCCCCGGACUUCGAGAAGUUCUGGCGGGCGGCGCGCGACAACCCCCACGACUUCACCGCCUGGACCGAGCUGCUGCAGUACGUCGAGCAGGAGAACCACCUGCCGGCCGCCCGCAAGGCUUUCGACGCCUUUUUCUCGCACUACCCGUACUGCUACGGCUACUGGAAGAAGUACGCCGACAUGGAGCGCCGCUUCCACUGCGGGCCCGAGACCGAGGAG
This is a messenger RNA of Cygnus atratus (black swan), 2050 nucleotides long. RefSeq names its product synoviolin 1 (gene SYVN1). The record is from RefSeq and is a predicted model, not a curated record. Gene Ontology annotation, cellular component: cytoplasm. Gene Ontology annotation, molecular function: protein binding. The annotation marks the transcript as partial. The transcript is spliced from 18 exons. Lineage: Eukaryota; Metazoa; Chordata; Aves; Anseriformes; Anatidae.